AUGGAUGUCUUGGCUAGUUAUAGUAUAUUCCAGGAACUCCAGCUUGUCCACGACACCGGCUACUUCUCAGCUUUGCCAUCCUUGGAGGAAAACUGGCAGCAGACAUGCCUGGAGCUGGAGCGAUACCUUCAGACUGAACCACGGAAGAUCUCUGAGACUUUUGGUGAGGAUUUGGACUGCUUUCUUCACGCUUCCUCAGCCCCAGAUGCAGAGGACAAUAUCCGACGGCUGGACCCCAUCCUUUUACCAGUGGAGACGAGUACGUGUGACAAAAGCACGAACAUGGACAUUAUCCUCUCACGGGACAAACUGCUGUCUGAGACGUGUCUCAGCUUGCAGUCCACCAGCUCUUCCACAGAAGGCUACACAGCCGUCAACCAGGCCCAACUCAAUGCAGUAACCUCAUUAACACCCCCUUCCUCUCCAGAGCUCAGCCGCCACCUUGUAAAAACCUCACAAACUCUCUCAGCAGUGGAUGGCACAGUGACAUUAAAAUUGGUGGCCAAGAAAACAUCGCUGAGCUCUGUGAAAGUGGGGGUAGCAACAGCAACUGCAGGGACAAUAAAAGGAGGGCAAAGUGACAGUGAACAAGGAGGUACAGGGGCAGAAGCAUCCCCAGAAAACAAGAAGAGGGUUCAUCGCUGUCAGUUCAAUGGGUGCCGGAAGGUUUAUACAAAGAGUUCCCACUUAAAGGCUCAUCAGAGGACUCAUACAGGUGAGAAGCCUUACAAGUGCUCGUGGGAAGGGUGCGAGUGGCGUUUUGCACGAAGUGACGAGCUCACGAGGCAUUACAGAAAGCACACGGGUGCAAAGCCCUUUAAAUGCAACCAUUGUGACAGGUGUUUUUCCAGGUCUGAUCACCUCGCCCUCCACAUGAAGAGACACAUCUAA
Messenger RNA from Indicator indicator, 891 nucleotides. It is a transcript of the gene KLF7, whose product is annotated as KLF transcription factor 7. The transcript has 4 exons. Bases 1 to 891 code for a protein of 296 amino acids. Gene Ontology annotation, biological process: regulation of transcription by RNA polymerase II. Lineage: Eukaryota; Metazoa; Chordata; Aves; Piciformes; Indicatoridae. The record is from RefSeq and is a predicted model, not a curated record. Gene Ontology annotation, molecular function: RNA polymerase II cis-regulatory region sequence-specific DNA binding; DNA-binding transcription factor activity, RNA polymerase II-specific.